AUCGCGGGGAUUUCAACAAACAUACUUAAAAAUCACUUUAGUGUUAAUCGAACAAUAACUGCGUAUGGUCAACUAAUAGGGCGCACGUUUUCGGUAUCAAAUUGUGUUGUUUUGAGUGAAAAUUUUCCGGAUAUUUUAAUUUUCAAGGAAACGUCGUCGUCGGCCGUACAUUGUGUAUAUUGUGUAUCAGGGUGGUGACUUUUUUUCCGGCUACACAAGUAGUUGUUUAUUAGAUUGCUUACACACACACUUUCCGUUUAAACGGCUAAAAGUGUUUUAUCGGAAAAGGAAACACGCCGCUCGACGAAUUGAUAAAUACAACCAAUUUGUGGGUUCAAGUGUUGUGAUUUUGUAUUUGCAUAGGGACACGUGUGCGCGGUGUGCUCUUUUUUUCUGGUGGAUAGUUAAACAAAUGUUACGAUUUGUUGGAUGUGUUUUAAGUGGAUUACAGUGGUUUUGUUCAAACAGAAAUGAUAAUAAUCAUGUAAUAUUGGUAUAGGGAACCAGUGAGUGUUAACAGUCAAUUAAUUUCCAGAUAAUUAUUUUUUGGUCGUCUCGUUAUCUUAUCGGCUCGAAACUAUACACACGACGGGGACGAGAAAAAGAAAAAUUCGAUUUUCGUUUCUGUCUGAUGGAAAAUCAAUAGGAAAAUGUGAAUGGAAACACGUGCAUCUAAUUAUAAAGUGGAAACAUGAACGACUUAUCGUUCUAACAUACACUUAAUUACAUACAUGAUUUAAAAAUCGAAUCGACCGAUAUUGCCGUGUGUCUAUACCGUCGAAUACGCAUAGUAUAUUGUGUCCAACGUUCAAUAUUUUAUUGUUUCCCUUUAAAAAUUAAAUAUUUUCCACUAUUUAACAAGAGUAACGGAACGAAAAGGAGGUCCCGUACCAUGUAAUUACACGAAUCAAAUUCAUAAAGCAGGAAAAUUCUAGUCAUAUCCUCCGGUUGUGUCCGUUGUGUGAUAAUAAAAUAUUCAAAAUUAAAGUGGCGCAGUGAAUAGUUACAGUUUUUCGAAUUAAUAAAGAAACGGAGUAAGGUCGGCAGAACAAACAAAAAAAUGUUUUCCAUGGAUGCGUUCGACUUUGAAGCGGUCAUGUCCAAGCAUUUGUUUGAUGGCAAUCAAAUUCAUGCGUCCGGAUCUACGUCCAGCGGCUCGGAUUUCUUUAUGUGCGAUGAUUAUUCGUCGGAUAGCGAUGUUUACAGUGGAUUUAACAGCGACCAGGAGAAUAACGAGGAAAAAAUAAUACCCAAAUCACGCCGUAACAAAGGUAUCAACCAUCAAGCGCAACAACGACAAGCCGCAAAUUUACGUGAACGACGUCGAAUGCAGAGCAUAAAUGAAGCAUUUGAGGGUCUUCGGUCGCACAUCCCAACACUUCCAUAUGAAAAGAAACUGAGCAAAGUCGAUACGCUAAAGUUGGCAAUAAGUUACAUAAGUUUUCUCGGUGAAAUGGUCAAAAAGGACAAAAAUGGAAACGACACCGGCCUUACAGGAUUACAGAAACACUACAAAAAGGAACCGCCGAAAAAGUUUAUUGUAAAGGGCAGAGGUGGUGAAUCUCACAUUCGCUGUCGUGGCAUAAGAAAGGUGACCGUAUACCCGGAUGUAAAUUGUAUGCUCGUGUAUGGACGCCGGAAGAUCCGCGAGCGAAUCAACGUGGACUGGCCGGACCAUCGUAUCCCGUUGGAUCGCAUACCGGACUAGAUAUUUAAGCAUUUUAAAAUUGAAAAUUUUUAUUUUUUUGUUGUUGAAAAUUAUUAUUUAUUAAUUUACCUCCGUAUGUAACUACUAGUCAUUCAUUAUAGUAACAUUUGUACUAGUCUAGUCAGUCAGUUGUGGAUGCAGUUUGCAGUUCACACAUUUAUUGUAUAAGCAUCAAAGUAAUUAAUGUCAAUUUAAGGUCAUGCAUCAAAUACAUGGAUAUAGUGGCAU
Molecule: messenger RNA, 1936 nt
Organism: Bradysia coprophila
Lineage: Eukaryota; Metazoa; Arthropoda; Insecta; Diptera; Sciaridae
Product: pancreas transcription factor 1 subunit alpha-like
Source: RefSeq, a predicted model, not a curated record